Lottia gigantea (owl limpet) is the source of this 939-nucleotide messenger RNA. RefSeq lists its product as hypothetical. The record is from RefSeq and is a predicted model, not a curated record. NCBI's taxonomy places the organism in Eukaryota, Metazoa, Mollusca, Gastropoda, Lottiidae. The coding region runs from base 1 to 939 and encodes 312 amino acids. Gene Ontology annotation, molecular function: tRNA-specific adenosine-34 deaminase activity. Gene Ontology annotation, cellular component: nucleus; cytoplasm. The transcript has 8 exons.
AUGAUGACAGAGCAACCUGUUCCUGUUUUAGAGGAAAAAUAUUACCAAAAUGUUGUUUUAGGAGAUUUUUAUGUCAGUGCUAUAACAGAUAAAAAACAUACAUCCAAUAUUAUAAGCUCUUUAACAGAAGAAAGACCAUUGAAGGAAUUCAGUUACUUGAAGCGAGUCAGAAGUACUUCUAGAGAUGGAAACCUUCAAGUACUAUUAUGUUACAAAGAAGAAAUAAGUAGUCACUGUGUAGGUUUAGAGUCAGUAGUAGAUACUGAUAAACAAUACACCCAACAUCUUACUAAACCAUAUUUAGUCAAAGUACCAAUUAACCCACCAUUGACUAAAAAACAGUACGCAGAAUCCUGUUUAUACUGGCCAUGUUCAUUUCAUGAAGAUAAACAAAUCACCAAACUUCUCUCAGGAAAAUAUUUUAAUGAUAAAGAACUGUCUGUGAUAAAUGAAAAUAUGAAGAGAACAGUGGAGAUGGCAGAAAUAGCCAAAAAGAAAAAUCAGAAAACUAUAGGAGCAGUAAUAACAGAUCCUACAAGUAAUACUGUUAUAGCUAAAUCUCAUGAUUUAAGAUUAAAGGAUUAUCCUCUACAACAUGCUGUUAUGGUUGGUAUUGAUUUAGUUGCUCAAUCACAAGGUGGGGGAAUGUGGAAUAUUGAUGAUCCUGACCAAUAUCAUAACAAGAGUAUUAAAGAAGAUGGUACAGAAGAGAAGACCACAAUAAAAACAGGACCAUAUUUAUGUACAGGUUAUGAUUUAUAUGUUACACAGGAGCCUUGUGUCAUGUGCGCUAUGGCAUUAGUUCAUAGUAGAAUAAAACGAGUAUUUUAUAUACACAAUGAUAAAGAGGGUGCUCUAGGAACUUGCUAUAAAGUACAUACAGAGAAAGGUUUAAACCAUCAUUAUAGUGUGUUUCAAUUUCAGUACAAUCCAACUUGA